AUGUCCCUGGAAGAAGCUGAGGUUUGUGCCAUUUGCCUGGACGAUCUGCCUGGAGCAGAUCACGAGGUGGCCAGAGCAACAAGACAGACGCAGUGUCUGGCCAGAACCACGCCGUGUGGCCACUAUUACCACGAUUUUUGCAUCAAAUCUUGGGCUGAAAGGGCCAACAGCUGUCCAAAAUGUCGGUCAGUUUUUAACCUGAUUGAGGUUGUUUCCAACGGGAGUAUCCUGGACAAGAUAAAGGUCGAAGAUAAGAAGUUACCAGUGGAGUUUAAUGCCGAGGAUUUCGAGAUUCCAAUAGAUGAUUAUGAAUACGACCAAGAAGACGGGGAUUGGGUUCCGCAUGCUACCAGAUUUACCAUGUGCAUUUUAUGUGAUCAGCGAUGCACUUCGCGGACGGGAAUGGCGGUUUGUGCAGACUGUUCCGGGAGUUUUCACCUCAACUGUCUGGGAAUGUUAGGCAGUGGAUCAACCCACUGGAAUUGUCCAAUGUGCGACUCUUUGCAGGACUCUCAGACCAUCACACCAUCGCGAGGAACAAGGGCGGUGACUUUGCGCACCAAUAGGCGCUCGCGUGGGGGUUCCAGGGUCUCUGAGGUCACAGGACAAGUCCCACAAAGAUCAAGUUUUAUCCAGAGUUUGCGAAGAGAGAUAAGAAACAACAGAUACACCAACUUGGGACUUCCAGUUCCUUCGCGAAAUACGCGAGGUUCAAGAAGACGAAGCGGUUUUGCCGUGGGGCAGCCGCUUUCUGACGAUGCCACUAGUGCUGAUUUCGAUGCCGUGGUGGAUGCUACCAGGAGGUUUCGCGAACAGAGUGCAGUUCAGACUGAGCAGAAGUUGACUCAGGAAGAAAAAGAGUCUUGGAACAUGUGGGAAAGGGUUAAAAAGGGAGAGACUAGCAGGUCUACCACUCCCAUACCCAAUGACGAACGCAAGUUCAAAAAACCCAACCGGAAAAGAGCAUUACAGCCCAAGGCUCCUGACAUAAGAGCUUCUAUAAUGUCACCAUCAGUCUCAGCAUCAGAGAAUGGCAUGACCCUUCUCGAAAAACAGCUCAUUCAGAAGCUGUUCAUUCGUGAAAAGCUGAAGCGUCGUUUCAACGAUGGGCAGCUGGACACCAUGCAAUAUACUGCCGUGAAUAAGAACGUUUCCAGGACGCUAUACCAGAUUUACCUCGAUGACAACGAUUUCCAGAGGUAUAUACGCGGACUUAUUGAGCUGCGUGAACGUCUUGAAGCACGAGACCUCAACGAGUUUUUGCGAUCGCAGCAGAAGGAUGAUGUUCUGAUGGCCAAGUAUGGCCAGCUGAUAAGUGAUGAAAUAGCAAGGGAAAUAGCACAGAUGAAAGGAUAA
Molecule: messenger RNA, 1356 nt
Organism: Kuraishia capsulata CBS 1993
Lineage: Eukaryota; Fungi; Ascomycota; Pichiomycetes; Pichiales; Pichiaceae
Exons: 1
Coding region: 1-1356 (451 amino acids)
Molecular function (GO): zinc ion binding
Source: RefSeq, a predicted model, not a curated record